This is a messenger RNA of Fusarium keratoplasticum, 840 nucleotides long. RefSeq lists its product as uncharacterized. Gene Ontology annotation, cellular component: cytoplasm. The record is from RefSeq and is a predicted model, not a curated record. The transcript is spliced from 2 exons. NCBI's taxonomy places the organism in Eukaryota, Fungi, Ascomycota, Sordariomycetes, Hypocreales, Nectriaceae. The coding region runs from base 34 to 840 and encodes 268 amino acids.
ACACAACUCGUAACCAUCGACACAGAUCUCAUCAUGACAGGGGACAGGGCCCUCAUCGUCGCCAUCUCCGGGUGCUCAUCUAGCGGCAAGACGACCCUCGCUCGGUUGCUGCGCGACAUCUUCCCCAACACGUUUAUCCUGCAUGAGGAUGACUUUUACAGACCUGAGGCUGAACUGCCUAUGAGAGAUGGCCUACUAGACUGGGAUUGCCCAGAGGCCAUCGAUAUCCCUGGCAUGGCUGAUUCCUUGGCUCAUAUCCGUCAGCAUGCCUCGUUCCCUGUAAGCCUCCUCUCUUUCAACUGCGAAGUUCUGAGACCAACUUUCCCUUCAAAGUCAACCCUCGAAUCCAAAGAGGAUCAGAAUUCUGUGGGCAAGUGCCCCGUCUCAGAGUCCACAAUCACCACCCAGCGAGCCAAAGUCGAAGCAGCCCUCGGCCCAGACCAUCCCCUCCACUCAAACCUCCGGCUGUGUCUAUUAGACGGAUUUUUACUCUUCUCGCCUUCAAUGGCCGCGAUAAAGCCAAACCUAGAUAUCAAACUGUUCCUGAGGACCACUUACGCAAAGGCCAAGGCGAGGAGAGAAGCGAGAGACGGAUACGUCACGUUGGAGGGCUUCUGGGCUGAUCCGCCUGGCUAUGUGGACAAGAUUGUCUGGCCAAACUAUGUGGAGCAGCAUGCUUGGAUGUUUCAGGGUGGUGAUGUAGAGGGUGAGUUCAAGAUGGAUGUGCUGGAGAAGGAGAGGAUCAAGGUGCAGGACAAGGUUGGUGUUGAUGGCGAUAUUGAAAAGACGUUUGAGUGGACUGUUGAUACUAUCUUGGAUGGGCUAAAAAGGCAGAUCUAA